Messenger RNA from Paramecium sonneborni, 1877 nucleotides. NCBI's taxonomy places the organism in Eukaryota, Ciliophora, Oligohymenophorea, Peniculida, Parameciidae. The record is from the annotation of a GenBank genome assembly.
AUGGAAAUCCUGUUUUGUUGUUGCAAUUGUUGCUGUGCAGAUACUUAUGAAGAAAGAAGUGGAUCUGUAGGAAUAUUUAUUUGCCUAUAUUGCUGCUAUAAAGGCUAUAGAGAGAACAUUUCUGGUCACAAGAGAAGGACUUAUAGAUAUUUGAACAUAGUUCUUAUAUUAAUGUUGUCAAUAGUAGCAGUUAUAUUGGCAGCUGUUAUAUAAAGUACAAAUUCAGCUUCUACUUCUUAAAUGAAAAAUAUACUGGAAAAUUGGUAGCAAGGAGUCUUACUUGAAAUUCAAUUAUCUACAUCAUGUCCAACAAAUUAUGAAAUAAUAAGUAUUUAUGAACUACCAGGAACAUCAGAAGGAUGUAUAUGUUUACAAGAUAAAGAAUUAUUUGCUUCAACUUGCACAGACUGGUAGUUACUUAAUAGAUGUUAUAAUUUUAAACCAAAAAGUCCUAUCUAUUUAAAGAAUUGGGUUUAACCUUUAGAUGAUUCUUUUUAGGAGGUUUAAAUUUGUGGAAAAAGAUCUUAAUUAAAUUUUUAUGAUCUAUUAUAAAAUUAAAUUACUACAGCCUAAAAUUGUAAAGAUAAUGGUUACAAAGUUUGUUAAACUUAAAAUCCUAAUAAUUUUUAUUGCGUUCUUUAAGAAGAACCAUGUCCAAUACGUGAUUUCAAAAUUUCUAGAUAUGAAUUAUCACAUAAAGAAUUAGAAUUAAAUGGUUAUAAUUUAAUUUAUAGUAAUGGUUUCUAUGCAUACACUAGUCAAUCAAUAGAGAAAACUCCAUUGGUAAGUAUGACUAUUGUAAAAGGUAGAGGAGUUUGUUUUGAUCCAUAAAAAAUUAGUUUAAAUCCAAAGCUAGACUAAGAUUAUUUCUUGUUAUCUCCAAAACCAGAAAAUUGUGAAAUAGAUAAUACUUACUUUUAAGUAGCAACAACAACUGAAAAAGAAUUCUUUUAUUUCAACGAAAUUGAAGCUAAACUUUAAUCAGAAAGACCUUUAUAUUCAAUAGGUGAUACUAUUGAAUAUUAAUUACUUGCUUAAAACUAAAUAUAAUAUAAAAUAGAGUGCAGACUUAAUAAGUAACAAACAUUAUUAUUAAUAGUUUUUAAUAAAUUAUUAAUCUAGGUUAAAGAUUUGACUCUUAAAACACAUUAAUUACAUGCUAAUUAGUAUUUGCAUGUAUUUUAUUUUUUUUCAUGUUUUUUUUUUCUAUUUUUGAAGUUUAGCCUUGUAUACAAAAGAAUUGUAAAUUGUGCUAUUCCAAGAUAUAUAAUAUAAUCAAAGAAACUUCAAUAUAUUUACUUGCUAUAACUGUAAUUUUUAGUUAUUCCUACAUGAUAGAUUUGGUAGAAAAUUUAGAAGAAUAAAUUUCAAGAAAUUGUUUCUUAGAUAGUGCUUAAGAGAGAAUGAAUUCAGUAUAUCGUACAAUGGUGGGUACUUCUUUAUCACUUUCUUAUUGUCUCCUAAUAAAUAUGGGAAUAAUCAUAAUUAUUGACUUUGUUAUGACAACCUUUUUAUGUUAUAAAAUAAUGAAGAAACGUAAAGCAUUAGGAACUUCAGAAAAUAAAAAUUAAAAUAAAAAUGAAAAAAUCUAUUAAAAUAAAGAAUAAAAUCUUAAUUAAAACUUGGAUUAUGCAACAAAUUAAAAUUUUAUGUAAAACCCUUAUUUACAAUAAUAAAAUUAUUAAACUGCUGCUCCUUAAUGUUAAUAUGGCCUAGCCCCAUAAAUAUAAAAUUAAUAAUUUUAAUAGAACCAGAAUCAUGUUCAAUAAUAAAUUAGAAUUGAAAGUUAAAAGGAACCAUAAGUAAACUAACAAGAAUAGAAAGUUAAUAUAGACAAUCUUAUAAAUCUUAAAGGAGAUAAACAAGUAGUCUAAUGA